Molecule: messenger RNA, 1380 nt
Organism: Zingiber officinale
Lineage: Eukaryota; Viridiplantae; Streptophyta; Magnoliopsida; Zingiberales; Zingiberaceae
Product: zinc finger A20 and AN1 domain-containing stress-associated protein 6-like
Exons: 2
Coding region: 116-616 (166 amino acids)
Molecular function (GO): zinc ion binding; DNA binding
Source: RefSeq, a predicted model, not a curated record
UCCAUGGAUCCUCCUUGAUAUCGCAGAUCGUUCCUCGAUUCGCAUCGAUCGCGAGGGCCUCGAGAGGGCGGUGGAGCAGGCGGCGGAUCGCAGUUAGGGUUCUUCUUCUUCCGGUAUGGAGCAGGAGCGGCAGAAGCUGGAGACGGCGGAGAAGUCGGAGUUCGAGUCCCCUAACAUCCCGAUCCUGUGCGCCAACAACUGCGGCUUCUUCGGAAGCCCCGCGACGAACGACCUCUGCUCCAAAUGCUACAAGGACUACUACUUGACUAAAUCCAAGGCGUCGAUGGAGACGCUCGCAAUCCCGCUGGCCGUUGAUCCAAAACUGCUUGAAGAGAAGCCGAUCGUAGCCGACGCGAUCGACGCUGGGUCUGCGAGCUUGGGCGGGUACGGCGAUGCGGCGUCGGAGAGCUCUGACGCGCCGCCGAAGAAUCGCUGCGGUUGCUGCAAUAAGAAGGUGGGAUUGAUGGGGUUUAGGUGCCGCUGUGGGGAGGUGUUCUGUUCUGUCCACAGGUACUCCGACAAGCACGAUUGUACCUUCGACUACAAGGCUUCUGGCCAGGAGGCGAUCUCCAAGGCAAACCCUGUGGUAAAGAUGGACAAGCUUGACAAAAUUUGACGGCCAUGGCCUCCUCAUUGAUUCCAGGAAACAGAAGUUUAGGAUUCUGUUAGUGAUUAGCAGGAAUUGAAAUUUUAUAGAGGAACCUCUUCAAGCCAUCCAAGCCGUCUGCGAUCAUAUCCCCAGCCAUUAUUGUCCGACCUAUGUCAAGCAUAGCCGAGAUGUAUCAGUUUCUCUUGAUUUUGAGGGCUCAAUGGAGGUGACAGCCUUGGGAGUUUCUUUGAGUUCUUGCGACUUUCGACAAUCUGACUUUAGAGGUCAAACUACAUAUUGGUCAAGGAGAAACUUUCGAUUAGUUAAGAAAUAAUAAGUUGAAGCUUCUUAUGCUAAAUUUUUUCAUUGUUUGCUUGCCAGGUUAGGCCUGAUAGGAAUCUUUCUGAGGGUCCUCCAUGAGAUUUGCAUUGCUUAGUGUUAUUCAAAAGAGAUAUGAAGGUUGUAUCUUGAGAUGGCUUUAUCUUUCUGUCACGAUCAUUGCCAUCACUGAGAAAGGUCCAAAAUUUGUUCCUUUAACAAUUGAUGGGGACGUGGAACCAAGAGGUUCCACUAACUCUCAGAUAAUAUCUGUUGAGGUUUGGUUCUUCAGAUUUGAUUUUGGUUCAAGCAGAAAAGUCUAUAUUCAAAGUAUUAUUAUUAUUAUUAUUAUUAUUAAUUUUUAUGUGUUAAAACUUGACUGGUGUGGUUGAGCCAUUUGUGACUGUUGUGUAACGACUGUUCUUAUUGUGCAUUUUAAUACCAAAAAAAAAAGAGUAAAUAUGUUAUCUUAA